Messenger RNA from Arctia plantaginis, 357 nucleotides. The record is from the annotation of a GenBank genome assembly. NCBI's taxonomy places the organism in Eukaryota, Metazoa, Arthropoda, Insecta, Lepidoptera, Erebidae.
AUGCUGCCUACUUCUCAGGUUGAUGUGGAGGAGACGGCCAGAAUUUGCACUCUGCCGAGAUAUAAGAGGGCGCAAGUUCUAACUCAACACUUCUGGAAUCGUUAUUAUUUGGAGUACAUUUCAGAUUUGCAGAGAAGGAACAAAUGGAAGCGCAACAGUGAAGAAGAGUUGCGCGUUGGAGAUCUAUUGGUAGUCAAAGACAAUCGGCUUCCACCCAAUCGCUGGUUACUCGGACGUAUUUCCCGCGUGCAUCCCGGCCGCGAUGGCAUCACCCGCGUCGCCGACGUCACCACAGCGUCUGGAGUUUUGGGGAGAGCAUACAAUAGGCUCUGCUUACUACCUACAUCUUGGAACUAG